Messenger RNA from Diachasma alloeum, 2278 nucleotides. It is a transcript of the gene RanBP3, whose product is annotated as ran-binding protein 3. The transcript has 5 exons. Gene Ontology annotation, cellular component: cytoplasm; nuclear pore. The record is from RefSeq and is a predicted model, not a curated record. Gene Ontology annotation, biological process: protein export from nucleus. Lineage: Eukaryota; Metazoa; Arthropoda; Insecta; Hymenoptera; Braconidae. The coding region runs from base 48 to 1241 and encodes 397 amino acids. Gene Ontology annotation, molecular function: GTPase activator activity.
UUUCCCUCUACAACCCCGCCACCACGAAUCAUUUCGCACGUUAAAAAAUGGCGGACUGCACGGAGAGCACGGAGGAGUCCAACAGGCCCAGGCCGCCGAUAAUCAUGAAGUUCGACGCACCGGAAGAGGCCAGUGAGAACUCAGCCAACGACGAAGCUGAGGGACAAUCAGGGGAGGACAGCUCCCAGACGCCGUCCUCGCCCUCCUCCAACUCCGCCCUCAAAAUCCACAGUCCAGUGUUGACAGCCUCAAAAUUCGGCAACUCCUUCGGCAUAAGUGAAUUCAGCAAAUCAUCAUCGACCUCAGUCCUGAAGCCCUCGAGCCUCCUCCGGCCCUCCCAACUGACUCCACUAGCAACUAAUUCCCCCAGCACAUCCCUGACCCCCACCGACACGUCGAAUCCCUUCACUAAAGUAACAGACAGUGCAUUGUUCGAUGGAAACGGUGAGGAGGUUAAAAAAUCGAGUGAAGACACCCCAGAGACGAAUAACGAGACAAAAAAGCCAGAGGAGGCGCCAAAGUUCCUGCCCCUGGGGACGAGCUCCAAGGAGCAUCACGAGAACAGUGUAAAUAGUGCAGUGACAGCUAACUCGUCGGCCUCGAGCUUCGUUUUCGGUCAGAACCUCAAGGAGAGGGUGACUGUUGCUAAAGAGAAUGAUAACGACAAUGGGGAGAGUGAGGAGCAGGAGGAGACGAGCAAGGAGGAGAAGAGCAAUGAGAAUGGUUCCUCGGAGUUGCUGUUCUCCAGUGCUGCUGCUGUCUGUCGAAGCACUAGCAGACCUGGACUCACUCUGACGCAGGCUGCCCAGGAGAUGGAGGAGGCCAAUCGUGCUAAUAAGAGGAAGUACAGCCAGGUUACUCUUCUCACGGGCGAGGAGGGGGAGACCAAUGUUCUUCAGAUCAAUUGCAAACUUUUUGCUUUUGAUAAGGCAACUAGUGGUUGGCAAGAGCGAGGGAGAGGUACCCUCCGCCUGAACGACCGUGACGACGAGUCCCGACUCGUUGGACGUGCAACAGGCACCCAACGACUCAUAUUAAACACUAAAGUAUGGCCUGGAAUGACAGCUGAACUCGCAGGGCCGAAAUCACUGAGGCUAACUGCCAUGGAUGUUCACGGUGACAUUAGGAUUUUCAUUGUUCAAGCAGCACCUAAGGAAGUCGACCAGCUUCACAAUCUCCUAAUGCAACGACUCAAACGUGCGAAGGAACGUCAGCCAAAAAAAUUAGCCACUGAACACUGACAAUUGAUCACUAUUUUAAUUUGUUAAAUGAGUGAUAAAAACGUACCGAGACUCGUGUUGAGACCAUUAUUGACUGAUCAUGUUGGCGGAUAACUUAAAGUGGAUUUACUGGUGUGCGAUUCCAGUUUCUUUUACCUUUGCGAGUUUAUUCAGUGGGGAAGUGGUGGAAUUUAGGGGAGGGGGAAGGGCAAAAUGAAAUCUAAUAGGAAACAACGUUUGAAAACAGUUGAGGAAAUUUUUUUUUUGCUUUUUUAGAUGAGGUCAAGUAAUUGUGACCUUCAAGACCUUUUGACCCUCAACUAAAAACAAAAAAAGGGUUUCAAGUAGACGUUUUCCAGAUGUUUCAGUUUAUCACGAAAAAUGUUCUGUCUCCCUUAAAUUCUGAAAUGUUUAUUAAAAAUUUUGCGAUUGAUUCCAUUUGACGUAAGCUUUGAGCUUUGUUAAUUGUUAAUUUAUCUCGAGAACGAGUGAUUUUAGAGGAAAAUGUCAGAAACCUUUUUUUUGAGGAAUCAAAUUUCCGAUUAAAAGUGUCUUCUGACAUUUUGUCGUAAAACCAAAAGUUAGGGAGAUAUUCUUAUGUUUGAAAAUCGAAAAUCGACUCUUCUCCACUGAUUUAAACAACAACGCGAUGUUUUUUGUACAAUUUUUGAGUUUGAUUAUUAAAAAUUUAGGAUUUUCCAUUUCCUUUCGCCUCCGAUACACGAGAGUUUAAAAAAUCUAUUAAAAAACAAUAACUGAAACAAACACGUGACCGAAGUGGACGCAUCAAUUUGAUGAUUUGAGAUACGAACUUUUGAAGGAUUUAUGCGAGAGAACACACGUAGCAUAAUAAUAAAUUAUGUAUAGUUCUUACGGGUAAUGAAUGUUUUUUUUUAUUUUUUAUGAAAAUUUUAAUUUUCCCCCUUUAUUUCGUGAAAUGAGUCAGCAGAAAGGGAGUUCAUCGAUUUGAGGGGUUUGAGUCGAUGGAUCUAAUGAAUUGAAUCUAAAAAUCUGCUGAGGAACGAUAAAAUUGAAUAAAAGUUGAUAAAGCGAUUGAA